GCUCCACCAAGCCCUCAGUCGCCAUCACUCACAUCAAUUCGCCCUUGUCCGGCUCCAGAUGUUUUCCAGGACAGUCCCACGUGCUGUGCCGCGUAUCAGCGCCCUCGGUCAAUAUCAGGCACAGUCCUCGUUACACAGAGUGACAGAGCUAUCAGUCAGAACAGGAACGCGCAGUCCGCUUCAGCAGCAGUUGGGAAGGCGCUACCGAUCCUCGAUAAGCCAAACUUUCAGAGAGCAAUACAGGAAGAGUCCUGUUCUAUUUCCAGCUGCUGUAGUCAUCUUGUCAGGGCUUGCUGGCAUGUGCCUGAUAUACCUCCCAUGGUACUACACGAACGUUAUUAUAAAGCCAUACCACAACUUUCCCGAACCGGUCGCGAAGAAGCUGCGCAAAGCCCUCUUCUACAGCCGCGGCAAAUGGCUCGACAUUCGCGAGGCCAACAAGUACUUCCGCCAGGCGCUGGCGACAGCUGACGAACUCGGAAUGGAUCCCUUCAGCGACGAGAUCAUGGGUGUAAAAUACGCAAUCGCUGCCCUGUUCGAGGAUGCAGGGUACUACAGUCUGGCAACAGACGUACUUGAGAUCAUGAGAGCAGACACCCAGAAGUGGAUGGACGAAUUCUCGCAUAAGCACUGGAACGACGGGAAUAGAAGCCGUGUGCUGAAGAACCUGGUGCAGAUCAACCUCAAGCUUGGGCAGCUCUACGACGUCAAAUAUGUCAAUGAGCCGGAAAAUGGAGGCAAGAGGCUCGUUGAGGCGGUGGAGACUGCUUUGGCAGAGUCACACAGACGGGAGAAGAACGGCUUGUACAGUGGCGAGGGCGAAUUCCUGACGAACGAGGAGCUGGGAGGUGCGCUGGAAGCACUUGGCUCGCACUAUGAAGAGUUCGGCCCCCGAUACCUCGCUACACCCCUGUUCAUCAAAGCUUUAGAGCUCUGUCCGCCGAAAUCGUGUCACAGCAUCGUCUUGAUGAACAAUGUCUCCACUUGUCUCAGCCAACAAAGCCCACCACCUACUAAAGACACCCUGGCCCUCUCCUCCGCACCCACCGAUUUCCCGGUCACAAACGCACCGCCUCGCGCCGUACUCCUCGAUCAAGCUCGUCAAUGGGCCACAAAAGCCAUCGCACACGCCGCGGCGAUACCCUCCGCUGACAAGACAGAAGAGUGCGACUUCGGUUGCGCAGUAGCUACACAUAACCUUGGAGAGUUCUACGAGAUGGAGGGAAAGAUCAAGGAAGCUAGACAAAAGUACGAGGAGGCUGCGGGUCUGGCGAAGUCUUUGAGAUUCAAGGAGGGUCAGGCCAACGCAAGGGCAGGACUGAAGAGAUUGAACGAGGUGGAGAAGAAGGCGUAAGACGUCAGGAUCAACCUAGAUGUAUACCCACAUGUAUGACUAUUACAGAACCUAUCUGAUUGAGUACUGCUGGCGCUAAUCAGGCUCGUUUGCCACCAUGCUGGGUUCCGCAUCGAGCGACUGAAGAUGUGUAUAGCUAAUUGGAAAUGCAUGGCCACAUGGUUCGAUGUUUGUUGGCUAUUAGUUUCCGAUGACUGGCCGGGCAUGCACAUGCGAAUCGUUCUCGUUGCCGCGGAAACUGCCCUGCCACACCGGCCCUCACUUCGCUUCAAGACAGCCAAAUCCCA
Messenger RNA from Didymella exigua CBS 183.55, 1641 nucleotides. RefSeq lists its product as uncharacterized. The coding region runs from base 59 to 1354 and encodes 431 amino acids. Gene Ontology annotation, cellular component: i-AAA complex. Lineage: Eukaryota; Fungi; Ascomycota; Dothideomycetes; Pleosporales; Didymellaceae. Gene Ontology annotation, biological process: protein quality control for misfolded or incompletely synthesized proteins. The record is from RefSeq and is a predicted model, not a curated record. Gene Ontology annotation, molecular function: misfolded protein binding. The transcript is spliced from 3 exons.